Mus musculus (house mouse) is the source of this 3251-nucleotide messenger RNA. It is a transcript of the gene Cab39l, whose product is annotated as calcium binding protein 39-like. Bases 499 to 1512 code for a protein of 337 amino acids. The record is from RefSeq and is a predicted model, not a curated record. The transcript is spliced from 13 exons. Lineage: Eukaryota; Metazoa; Chordata; Mammalia; Rodentia; Muridae.
CCAAUCGGGUUCUCGGCAGCCAAGUGAGGCACUUCGCUGGAGUGGUGGCGCAGCGCUCUCUGCCCGCGGAUAAGCAUCUACAGUGAAGAAGAAAGAACAUCUGGUGCUAAGGUUUAGUUUAAACCUUUACUGGCUGCUUGGAAAAUGAAGAUGCAGACUCCAGAUUGGCGAUUUAUAUAUUCUUCAUGCAAGGGCAGCAUACUAAAAGAGAGAAGGAGCUGCGCUGACCAGUGACUGAAAGCUGUAAGCACUGGAACAUAUUUGCAGAAGACAGGAUUUCUAAGCGCCUGCCCUUCCAGCUUUGCAGAAAGAGCCAUCGUCUUAAGGAGGAGGCGCCCUUUAGUAAAUGGAAGAUAAAGGUUGCUUCAGCUGAAGUGUUUUGAACCUGAGAAAAGAGCUGUCUUCAGUACCUCACCAUGGGUCUGCUUUUUGUUGCUUAGACAAGCUGGGAGUUUCUAUAUCCCUUGCAUUCCAUAUUGGAAGAAGAGGUUUUUAUACAUGAAAAAAAUGCCUUUGUUUAGUAAAUCACACAAAAAUCCAGCAGAAAUUGUCAAAAUUCUGAAAGACAACCUGGCCAUUUUGGAAAAGCAAGACAAAAAGACAGACAAGGCUUCAGAAGAGGUGUCAAAAUCUCUGCAAGCAAUGAAGGAAAUUCUGUGUGGAACGAACGACAAGGAGCCCCCUACAGAAGCAGUGGCUCAGCUGGCGCAGGAGCUCUACAGCAGCGGGUUGCUGGUGACACUCAUAGCUGACCUGCAGCUCAUAGACUUUGAGGGAAAAAAAGAUGUGACCCAGAUAUUCAACAACAUCCUGAGAAGACAGAUUGGUACACGGUGUCCUACUGUCGAGUACAUCAGUUCUCAUCCUCACAUCCUGUUUAUGCUUCUCAAAGGCUAUGAAGCCCCACAGAUUGCCUUACGCUGUGGGAUUAUGCUAAGAGAGUGUAUUCGACAUGAGCCACUUGCCAAAAUCAUCCUAUUUUCUAAUCAGUUCAGAGAUUUCUUCAAGUAUGUUGAGCUGUCCACCUUUGAUAUCGCUUCAGAUGCCUUCGCUACUUUUAAGGAUUUGUUAACCAGACAUAAAGUAUUGGUAGCAGACUUCUUAGAACAAAAUUAUGACACUAUUUUUGAAGACUAUGAGAAACUGCUGCAAUCUGAGAACUAUGUGACAAAGAGACAAUCUUUAAAGUUGCUAGGUGAGCUGAUCCUGGACCGCCACAAUUUCACCAUUAUGACCAAGUAUAUCAGCAAGCCAGAGAACCUGAAACUGAUGAUGAACCUGCUUCGAGACAAAAGUCCCAACAUCCAAUUCGAAGCCUUCCAUGUCUUUAAGGUGUUUGUGGCCAGCCCCCACAAAACGCAGCCUAUCGUGGAGAUUCUGUUAAAAAAUCAGCCCAAACUCAUUGAGUUUCUGAGCAGCUUUCAGAAAGAAAGGACAGACGACGAGCAGUUUGCUGACGAGAAGAACUACCUGAUUAAACAGAUUCGAGACUUGAAGAAAGCAGCCCCGUGAAGAUGGUCCUGCCCCGACAGCCAUUUGUCUCCCUUGCCCAGUGUGUACAGUGUUGUUUUAAAGUCUCCAUUCUUAGGAAGGCUUUGGAGGUCCUGUCUUUCUCAAUUGAUUGUUCAAGGUAGUUGAAAUAUAAACAUUUGAGUGGAAGAAAAAAAUCAACCUAGAAUAAUAUAUUCAUUUUAAUCAAGCCUGUGAUUGCUUAUGGAAUCAACCAUUAUAUUAAACAUUGAUCAAAAGCAGUGUAAGUUCAGAGCUGGACCCUGGGUCACCCAGGACAUCAAGUCAAGGAACACAAGUGUCUCUUAAAACAGACGAUGGGAGGAGACCCAUCUGUUUAGACAGGCUUUUUCAGACCCUGAAGAGAUGGGAGACAGCACAGCAUUGUCUGCUCAGCGUGCACUUUGCUUCUCUGCCUGCUGCCUCCUAGGUGGGAACAGUGCCCGGCUCCCAGCUCCGUUUCUUCUUCAUUGUAGCCCUUGUCUGACCCAUGACCCAUGCCCAUUCCAACUUCUGAGGGCUAGUCUGGAAGCAGCUGAGGGCCGAGUGAGAUCAAUAGAGGUUACAGGGACAGAGACCCAUGGGCUGUGACUCUCUCAGAGGAGAACUGCAAACAGGUGGCUGUAAUCACCACUGUUCUGUUGGCACUUCUGCCGGGUCAAUGAGUGUGAGGAUAUUUCACUAAUAGCUGUUGCUAUGGAAAGAAUGCUUCCUGGUGACUGUCUUGAGAGGUGGAAUCACAGUAGGUACAAACCAUGGGGCUAGAUGGUCAUGUUAUCCUUCCGUCAGUAGAGGGAAAGUGAGUCAUGCAUAACAAAUGUCUCAGACGACCAGAGGUUCUCUCUGGUUCAGUUUGUUCUGUAAUAACCUGUCAUUCCAUAGCCGACUAUCAGUGUCUUCAAUGAGAAGCUAAAAAAUCUAAAAUUGUUGGUUCCAAGUACUCUCUUUCAUGCUAGAAUAACUAAGGUGUUCAUUUGUGUCCCCUUAACAGGGACAGGAAGAAAAAUUAUUUUUUUAAAGGCCAUGGUUUGUUUUUAGACUUCAUACCUCUAAAAUGGACUUUUAAAGAGACAUUUCCCAGGCACUGAAGCUACAAUUGCUUGUCAGCUCUUCAUGCCCUGAAUUCCCAUGGCACUGGACUGCUGUCUUCCUUGCCUUUGGGCACAUAUGUCCCCAUCCAGAGACAGGAAUGGAAGUGUGUCCUCCAGUACACACCUUGCUUCUUGACUGGGGUUCAAGUGUUUUACUUCCAUGUUACCCCCCCCCCCGAGUCCUGUAUUCUUCAGUUAUAAAAGUCAGAUUUUUUUUUAUAAUAUUCCCUGGUAGUAUAGAGCCCCUUAGACCUUGACCUUUCUAGAUUUGCUUAUUUGAUUAAGAGAUGAAAAAAACAAAACCUUUAAAUGUGUUUCCAUAGCAUCAUGGGACACAGGCAAGGCCAUGUUUUAAUUUAAUUUCAGUUAAAAACACUUCUUUUCUCUGGGUUUGAAUUGGCUCUUUGCCAGCAUCCUUUUAUCCUAGCUGUGUACUUUCUGGACAGAAAGCUACAGAGUCUGAGAUGCAGUGACUGAGGUAGCUGGGGUGCUGCUACGAGUUUCUGAGUUAGUCACUUAGAAGGGGCACAUGGGGCUCACCACCACGGUGUGUUUACACAGAGAUCACUGUAAGUACUGUGAGACUUGAAUGUGGAAAGGUCAUAGUUAAUAAGAAGCACAGUUUAAAGACCAAAUAAAAAGUACCACAUA